Messenger RNA from Salvelinus sp. IW2-2015, 1170 nucleotides. Lineage: Eukaryota; Metazoa; Chordata; Actinopteri; Salmoniformes; Salmonidae. The record is from RefSeq and is a predicted model, not a curated record.
CCUAUCCCCCCAGAACCUUCGCUGCCCUCUUAAAAUAAGCAGUGGGGGGAAAAUAUUCAAAGCGUUCCACCUCCUCUCAAACAGCCAGGCACACACACACACUUCUAGAGCUCACUGUGAAAACUUUCCCCUGCAACUGCUGAAUAGGUUAGUGCCUGCGACAGGACAGCGCCGAGUGAGAAGAGACAGUGAAAGCGGAACGCAUAGCCGGUUACGAGCUGCCUGGGGUUCGGGAAUGGCGGAGAGUCGGAAUGGUCCAUGCCCUCCUUCCGAACCGCACAUGUGAACCGAACCCCGUCUCCUCCGGGUCGAUUUUGUUACGUAUUAGGAGGCAAAGGACAGUAAAGAGCGAGAAAGAGACGAGGGGAGGAUUGAAGUAUCUAAGACAGCCUGUCGACACCACUCUCCUCUCAUCUCGAGAUGGUCUGCGCGCCAGGACUUCGAUGGUUCCUACUUACCGCUCUCUUGCACGCUGUUGCACCCCUGGACAUCCGCGAGAGACCAAGGCAAUGUGACCCACCGAAGUCGCAAAGUGACAUGAACUCAUUCCUCUGGACAGUGAAGCACCCAGCUCCCUACCCUCCAUCCUAUCUUUUCGGGACCAUCCAUGUUCCCUACACCCGUGUAUGGGACUUUAUCCCAGACGUCUCCAAACGGGCCUUCCAGACCAGCACCAACGUAUUCUUCGAGUUGGACCUGACUGACCCCCUGACGAUCUCCAAGCUGACCAGCUGCCAGCUGCUGCCCCACGGGGAGAACCUGCAGACCCUGCUGCCCCGGGACCUAUAUCGCCGCCUCAAACGCCACCUGGACUACGUUAAGCACAUGAUGCCCUACUGGAUGACGGCGGACCAGCGGGGCCGGGGGCUGUACGCUGACUACCUCUUCAACGCCAUCGCAGGGAACUGGGAGAGGAAGAGGCCUGUCUGGGUGAUGCUGAUGGUUAACUCUCUGACGGAGUCAGACGUGAGGUCGCGGGGGACUCCCGUACUGGACCUGUUCCUGGCCCAGGAGGCCGACCGCAUGGGGAAGAGGACACUCGAUAUUCUGUUACACAUUUAUACACACCCAGAGGAGCACUUCAGCCCUGCUCACCCCCACCUCACACCCCCUAUCAACUCCUUCCCCCUCAACACUCUGUGUUUCAGGCCUGACUCUGCACCUCUGUAG